GAAAUAUUCAUUGAACUGAGAAAGCAGAAAAACAAUAGUUACGCUUACGUUAAUUCAAUGAAGAUUAACAUUUGUUACGCAAUUGCCUAUUUAGGGUUGUUUAUUUAUAAGAUAUUCCUCCGAAAUAAAUAGUAUAAAUCGGAAUAAAAAACUAUUCAAAUUUAUUCAUACUAUUAAUACUACAGUACUAUGAAUGAAUCUGAACUAAAUGAAUUAAAUGCAAAGUUAAAUCCGGAAUUACAACAGUUAUUUGAUAGGUAUGGAAGAUGUGAAGAAUGUAAUCAAAUAAUGACAGAUUUCAAUUGGUGUUACACAUGUAACGUAGAACGUUUUCGAAAAAAUUUUAAUAAUUGGACUAGUGGUAACAGAGAUAUUGAUAAAUUUAUUCAAGAAACUCAACUAUCUGCAAAGCAACAUUUUAAUAUAUUAGAGUGGAUAUCCUAUGAAAGUUUUCGCGACAUUAAAUAUAUUGCAAAAGGAGGGUUUGGCAAAGUAUACAGAGCAAAGUGGAAGGAUGGAUAUAUAUUUAUGUGGGACAAUAAAAUUCAAAAUUGGGGUAGACUUCAGCCAAAUAUGUUUGUAGCAUUAAAAAGUUUAAAUAACUCAAAAAAUGUUACAUCGGCAUUUAUUAGCGAGGUAUAA
Messenger RNA from Rhizophagus irregularis DAOM 181602=DAOM 197198, 642 nucleotides. Lineage: Eukaryota; Fungi; Glomeromycota; Glomeromycetes; Glomerales; Glomeraceae. The record is from RefSeq and is a predicted model, not a curated record.